AUGCCAACCCUUGAUGAAAUCUUAGAGAAUGUUGGAGAAUUUGACCGGUUCCAAAAGCAAACCUUUUUUGUCCUGUGCUUGCUCUCUGCUGCCUUCACCCCUGUUUACGUGGGUGUCGUCUUCUUGGGGUUCACCCCCGAACAUCGCUGCUUCAGUCCCGGCGUGGCUGAGCUGAGCCGUAGCUGCGGCUGGAGCCUGGAAGAGGAGCUACGCCACACGGUUCCCGAGUGGGGGCAACACGGCGCCUCUUUCGCGAGCCGCUGCAGGCGCUACGACGUGGACUGGAACGCCACCGGCCUCAGCUGCAGCGAGCCCACCGCCGCCUUCCUGGGGCACGGCAACAGCAGUGCCGUCCCCCUCACCAGCUGCCGGGAUGGCUGGGUCUACGAGUCUUCGGGGUCGUCUAUCGUGACCGAGUUUGACCUGGUGUGUGAGGAUUCCUGGAAGCUGGAUCUCUUUCAGUCAUCUGUGAACGCUGGGUUUUUUAUUGGCUCUGUAAACAUUGGCUACAUCGCAGACAGGUUUGGCCGUAAAUUUUGCCUCUUAACUACGAUACUUGCAAAUGCCUUUUGCGGAAUUCUUCUGGUCUUCGUGCCCACCUACCUGUGGAUAUUGAUAUUCCGUUUCCUGCAAGGACUGGUCAGCAAGGGCUGCUGGACCGCAGGCUACAUCCUGAUCACAGAAGUUGUUGGUCUGAGAUACAGGAGGACAGUGGGGAUUCUCUAUCAGGCGGCCUUCUCAGUUGGACUCCUUGUGUUCGAUGCCAUUGCUUAUGCAAUUCCUCACUGGAGAUGGCUGCAGCUCACUGUUACUCUGCCAAGCUUCCUCUUCAUGUUCUUCUACUGGUGCCUCCCAGAGUCUCCCAGGUGGCUGAUAUCUCAAGGGAAAAAUGACAAAGCUAUGAAAAUUGUUAGUGAUAUGGCCAAAAAAAAUCGGAAGAAGAUGCCAUCCCAUCUUGAGGAUAUUAAAUUUGAAGAGGAAGAUGGUGGAAAACAGACCCCUUCACUCAUUGACCUUGUUAGGACACCGCAGAUGAGGAAAAAUACAUUCAUUUUGAUGUACAACUGGUUCACGAGCUCCAUCCUCUACCAGGGGCUCAUCAUGCACAUGGGAAUAGCUGGUGGGAACAUGCAUCUGGAUUUUCUCUAUUCUGCUCUUGUUGAGUUCCCAGCUGCCAUCAUCAUCAUCAUCACCAUUGACCGUGUUGGGCGACGCUACCCGUGGGCUGCGGCAAAUCUGGUGGCUGGAGCAGCCUGCCUUGUUACUGCUCUGAUCCCAGAGGACAUACAUUGGCUAAAAGUGAUCGCCGCUUGCAUUGGGCGAAUGGGAAUCACGAUGGCUUUUGAAAUGGUUUGCUUUGUGAACACUGAACUGUAUCCAACAUAUAUCAGGAACCUUGGGGUAAUGGUCUGCUCUGCCUUGUGUGAUGUUGGUGGAGUUGUCGCCCCCUUCAUUGUCUACAGGCUGGUGGAAGUGUGGCAGGAGCUGCCACUGAUAGUCUUCACUGUUCUUGGUUUAAUUGCGGGUGGAUUGGUGUUGCUUCUACCUGAAACUAAAGGAAGAGUUCUGCCUGAGACUCUUGAAGACGUUGAAAACUUGCACAGGCAAGGAGCUCCAAAGGAGAAACAGAUCUAUCUCCAUGUCCAGACAUCAGAAGUAGUACAUGAAUGA
Molecule: messenger RNA, 1671 nt
Organism: Rhea pennata
Lineage: Eukaryota; Metazoa; Chordata; Aves; Rheiformes; Rheidae
Product: solute carrier family 22 member 2-like
Exons: 11
Coding region: 1-1671 (556 amino acids)
Biological process (GO): transmembrane transport
Cellular component (GO): membrane
Source: RefSeq, a predicted model, not a curated record